AUGCCCACAGAGACUGAGAGAUGCAUCGAGUUCCUGCUGGCUGUUUUCCAAAUGCACUGUGGGAAGGGUAGAAAUAGCCGUCAACUCUCCAAAACUGAGUUCCUCCCCUUCAUGAACACGGAGAUGGCCCCCUUCACGAAGAACCCGAAGGACCCCGGUGUCCUUGACCGCGGGAUGAAGCAGCUGGACCGCAACAGCGAUGGGCGGCUAGAUUUCCAGGAGUUUCUUAACCUUAUUGGCGGCUUAGCUAUGGCAUGCCAUGAGUCCUUCCUCGGGAGUUCUGGAAGUGUGUCUAACCCUCUCCAUUCUCUUCCAGCUACCAAGUCAUCAUCUCCUCCACCCACCUCCUCCAUCCACACCUGCACUGAGCCCACCACACCUACCACACACGAAGCCCACGCCUGCUAG
Molecule: messenger RNA, 408 nt
Organism: Rattus norvegicus (Norway rat)
Lineage: Eukaryota; Metazoa; Chordata; Mammalia; Rodentia; Muridae
Source: RefSeq, a predicted model, not a curated record